Messenger RNA from Ficedula albicollis (Collared flycatcher), 4728 nucleotides. It is a transcript of the gene C6H10orf12, whose product is annotated as chromosome 6 open reading frame, human C10orf12. The transcript has 2 exons. NCBI's taxonomy places the organism in Eukaryota, Metazoa, Chordata, Aves, Passeriformes, Muscicapidae. The record is from RefSeq and is a predicted model, not a curated record. Bases 94 to 4728 code for a protein of 1544 amino acids.
CCUGCGAGAUCGAGGAGGCCUGGGAGUGAGGACGCAGCAGAGACAAUAGCAAUAGACUCUAACAAUCAACCGAAGUCUCCACUGGAAAAAUUUAUGGUCAGACUGUGUACACAUCACCAGAAGCAGUUCAUUCGUGUGCUAAACGACAUAUACACUGAAGUACAGCCAGACUCUGACGGCCAGCAGUUAUCUGAAUCUGAGAGCAUGGAGGCCUCUACUUGUGGCUCUGGUUGUAGCCAGCGAAGCACUGAAAAUCAGGAUAAGGGUGCUACUUGUACUGAAUCAAAGCUCCCUUCUACAUUGGACCCAGGAGAGUCAGGGGCUGAUGGCCCCCUGCAAGUUACGGGACAAGCCCUGAAGCAGCCAGUGGAACUGAAGUCUCUGGACGGAGCAGAGAACUCCAGUCCUACUUUGAGAAGGGACUUCUGUGAGCUCCCCAUCACCAGGCUUCGCUCUGCUAGUCCAAAGGAUAGCCCCACCCAAGGAUACCUCAGCACGUUGAACUCUUCCUCUUUGAAUUUCCAUCAUGCCGCAAAGAGCCUGGAAGGGCAGCAAGCUGCUGGACAUGAACAAGAAGCCGGUAUCAGGAAGUGUGAGGAUAAUAAAGAGCAGCUAGCAGGUAAGACUCUCAUGGAAGGUUAUAUCUCAGUCAAAGUGGCAAAUGUGAAUGGCAGCGAGGACAGCUUAGACAGCUGUCUGGGGUCCCAAAAGGGCUCUUUCAGGGCUCUCCCAGAGGAGUCCUGGGAUCCUGGCUUUGCAGUGACCCCCCCUCGCCGAGCCGACAAAGAGAACACUUUGCAAUGCAGCUCUAAAGCAUCUUUGCACCAGGACUUAGACGCAAAAGAACAAGAUGUGAGACCAAAGCAAGAAAACCACCUGCAUGCCAUGGCCAAGGGCAAGGCAGGCUGCCAGCUGCACGCAGCUGACAAGGGCGUGCUGGACAAAUCCAGAGAGGGCUGGCUGCCCACUGGCGCCGUGCCAGCCGCCCACCGGACCCCCGGCGGGCACCCCCGCACCAAGGCAGCCUCCCUCCGAUCCUCUCGGAAGAGCAAGAAGGCGUCGGGGCUGAGGAUCAACGACUAUGACAACCAGUGCGACGUGGUGUACAUCAGCCAGCCCAUCACCGAGUGCCACUUGGAGCCGCAGCGGCUGGUGCCGCCGCGCAGGACGGCGAGGAAGAGCACCCGGGGGUACUACUUCAACGGGGAGUGCUGCGAGCUGCCCACCGUCCGCACGCUGGUCAGGAGCUCCCGCCCGGAGGAGAGGGCGAGCAGCCCGGCUCUGCGGACAGACACCCUCGUGAGUGCGAAGCCGCCCCUGGUGCUCUCGGUGGAGGGAUCUGCAGGGGCAGGACGGGAGGGUGAGAAGAGGGUUUCCCUGAGGCUCCUGGCUAAAGUGGCACCAGCCAGCCGAGAAAUGAAAGAGAGAGCUGAGCCGGGCUCCAUGCAGCUCCGGGAUACCCGAGCACUGCGAUCAAGAGAAGAUGCCGUGGCCAUGCCGUUCUUCUCCCUCUCUGCUCCACCCAGCCCCCAGAAAGAGGACAGCUCGGCCAGCUCACCGCCACCUGGCUCCCCUCCUGCUGAAGGGGAGGGGAUGACAGUAGGAGGCACUGUCACCUGGGAGGCUGGCAGUAGUCUGGGCUCCUCUGGGAAUGGCAGCAGCAGCAGGCAGACUGCUGAUAUUUCUACCUUUUCAGUCUCAAAAGCACAUGGUGAGGAGGACGGUUGUUCAGGCUCUGACGUACAAACUAUUCCAGACCUCCCUGCCAGCCCAGAGCCAAAGUCCUCCUCACAGCCCUCUACCGCUACAGACACAACACCUCUGCCCUGUGAUAGUGCCAGUGAUCCUGCCCAGCUUCCAGACUCAGGGCAUGCCGAGCUCUGUGGGCAGUGUCUGGCAGAGCCUUCCCCACGCUCUCCAGGCUCGCAGACUCCUGAUGAGCCCCCCGCCACCAUGGAUGGGGAGAGCCCCCUGGAGCCCCCUGCCACCAUGGAUGGGGAGAGCCCCCUGGAGCCCCCUGCCACCAUGGAUGGGGAGAGCCCCCUGGAGCCCCCUGCCACUGUGGAUGGGGAGAGCCCCCUGGAGCCCCCUGACACCAUGGAUGGGGAGAGCCACCUGGAGCCCCCCGCCACCAUGGACGGGGAGAGCCCCCUGGAGCCCCCUGCCACCAUGGAUGGGGAGAGCCCCCUGGAGCCCCCUGCCACUUUGCAGUGCGAGGAUGUGAACAAAAGCGUCGGUGCAAAGCCAGAAGCCAAAUCAUCAGUCGUGGUGGGUGACAGCCCUCUUGAGCAAGAGGAUGCUGUGCUCGUCAGCACACCCCUCCCCAAAAUCUUGGAAGUGGAGGCAAUGCAGAAUAAUAGCACAGAAGGUGAUAAAGACCCCACUGAAGGGGAAAUGCCACCUGACCCAAACAGCUCAGACUCUGUCUCUUCCAAAGACAGUCUAGACAAGAAGCGAAAGAAAGGCAGGAGAGCACUGGUGGCAUCAGACCGGUGUCUCCGAAGCCAACAAUCCCAGUCAGCUGCCGAGGGCAGUGCUGAGGACUCUGGUUCUUCCAGCUCUGUGCAGCUUCCUUGCCUUCAGAUCAAACUCUCCAAGAGCCCUGGUGCUAAGCGGUUCAAGAGAGAAGUGCAGCUGGAUGAGGCAGCAUCCAUGCACGUCCCAAAUGACUGCUUCCCCGAUAUGCUGCUCAAAACCAGCAAAGGGCCAGGCAUUGGCCAGGCUCCAGAGAGCAUCACUGAGCAGCAGCCAGGCAAGGAGAAUGGUGUCACUACCAGACAAACCUAUAAAAGCAUCUUAGCAAAAGAGACUGCUGCAGAGGGAGAAAAUUCCUUUAAAGAUGACUCCUCUGCUAACAGCAGCCAAAGUCAGCCGGGUGAGAUGCUGGAAAUCAGCAUCCAGGCUGAUUCUGAGAAAAACAUUCUCCUCCCUCCAGAGGCCAGUGUUCCUGCAAAUGAUGCUGAGCGAGAGGAUGUGAAACCAGUCAAUGCCAGUGCAAAGGACAAGGAGAGCUCUGACAGUGCUAGGGAUCUGGGCAAGCCAGUGAACUAUGAGCUGGUGACCAAUUUGCCUGUGUGUCCCAGCAGCAGAGGUGGAAGCAAGCAUCUUCCAGCAAAAACUGCAAAGCAUAAAAAGGUUGCUCUGCAGUUUUAUAACUUACGACAUGCACCCGCACCUGUAGACAGUGCAAAAAAGAACACACCAGGGAAGGAGUCUAUGCAAGCAAUCCCCAAACUGAGGGAUGAACACAGUUCAGGGAAAGAUGACUGCCCAACACUGGAGGACACAGACAUGGCUGACAGCAAACCAAAGUUCAUGGAGUGGUGUGCUGAAGAGGACAACCAGGAGCUCAUUGCUGAGUUCAACACUCAAUACAUGAAAAUCCAGAAGGGCUGGAUUCAGCUGGAGAAGGAGGUCCAGCCAGCCCCGAAGGUAAAGAACAAAGCCGACAAACUGAAAGAGAUUUGGAAAAGCAAGAAAAGAACACGGAAAAGCAGAGGCUCACUGGAAGUACAGAAACUUUCUCCUGUGCAGAUGCUGUUUAUGAAGGCCUUUAAGCUGUCUGACAUAUGCCAGUGGUUUCUGGAGACAACUGAAACCAGGUCUCUAGUGAUUGUGAAGAAACUCAACACCCGUCUCCCAGGGGAGAUUCCCCCCAUGAAAGUCCCCAUGCAGAAAUAUUCUUCCUCUAGUCUCUACCCCAGCUCACUACAAGCUGAACGUUUGAAAAAACAUCUCAAGAAGUUUGCCGCCACUACCCCGGCUCGGAAUAACCUGAAGAACCAAAAGCUUUGGGCCAAAAUUCGUGAGAAUGCUGAUAAAGCAGAGGCUGAAGAAGCCACCACUCCCAACCAGGCAUCUCCCACGGAUGCCAGCACCAAGGAGCUGAGUGAAGACAAAACCAUCCAGCCUGCCCUGAGCUUGCCCACACAGGCCAGCACCAGGAUCCUGCGCAAGUACUCCAACCUUCGGGGCAAGCUGCGAGCCCAGCAGCGCGUGGUGAAGGCAGAGAAGCGGAGCGACGGCCCAGGGGACCAUCCGCCCCCGGAGAGCAAGCAGAGCCGGAAGAGUGUGUGCAUCAACCCCCUGAUGUCUCCAAAGCUGGCCUUGCAGAUCAAAGCUGCUGCCUUUCCUGCUAAAUCCCCCUCAGUGGAUGGAACGGGGAAGGGACGGAAGGGGAAGAGCAGGUCCCAAGAGGACCCCUUGCCCAAAGUCGACCUCCAGCUCAGCAAGAAGAAGAAGAUGCUGAAGGAGAGCGGGAGCACCCAGGAGCGAUCCAGCUCCUCCACCAAGGACAAGCUGCCUGCCAAGAAGGCUAGUAAAAUAAAGCAUUCGGAGGUCAGCGCGAAAUCUCCCGCCACCCGAAAGCAGACCGCCAUGGAGAGGAGCAAUAAACUGGCCAGAAAAAUGUCUUUGAAAGAGAAGAGAGUCCCGAAAAAGCAGCUGGAGAAGAUGCGGCUCCCCAUGCGGAAGGGCAAGGAGAACACGAGCCGACGGGCCGUGCUGCCUCCCAGCCAUGAGGAGCUGUCCAAGCCCCCAAAGCAGAAGCCCCUGGGGGAGUCCUCCACACGGUCACAGAAGAUGGCCAACAAGAAGCACAGCAGUGGGAAGACCCUGACAAGGUCCAUGAAGAAGAUGCAGGAGAACAGUGUGUCUCAGGGUAAGAGGAAGCUGAGGGCAAAAGUGGACUGUUCUCACAGCAAACGCUCACGACUGGACCCGAAAUAG